Zonotrichia albicollis (white-throated sparrow) is the source of this 1916-nucleotide messenger RNA. The record is from RefSeq and is a predicted model, not a curated record. NCBI's taxonomy places the organism in Eukaryota, Metazoa, Chordata, Aves, Passeriformes, Passerellidae.
AAUAUUCUCCGGGGAGAGGGAGAGCGGCAGCCUCCUCCCGCGGCCGGGGAGCGGCACGAGAAGCGGAUUUAAGGAGCAUCUUGGCCCCUUUGUUGGGUGAGAAGGACGGGCAAGGAGCGGCAGGAUGAGCACCAGCAUUCCCUACCAGCAGAGCCCCUACAGCUCCGGGAGCAGCUCCUCUGCCAUCCAGUGCUACCGCUGCGGGGACACCUGCAAGGGAGAGGUCGUGCGCGUGCAGAGCAACCACUUCCACAUCCGCUGCUUCACCUGCCAAGUGUGUGGCUGUGACCUGGCCCAGUCAGGUUUCUUCUUCAAGAACCAGGAGUACAUCUGCACCCAGGACUACCAGCAGCUCUACGGGACCCGCUGCGACAGCUGUGGGGACUUCAUCACCGGCGAGGUCAUCUCUGCCCUGGGCAGGACCUACCACCCCAAGUGCUUUGUCUGCAGCACCUGCAGGAAGCCGUUCCCCAUCGGGGACAAGGUGACGUUCAGCGGGAAGGACUGCGUGUGCCAGAACUGCUCCCACGCCCUGCUCAGCACCAAGCCCAUCAAGAUCCACGGGCCCAGCCACUGCGCUGGCUGCAAGGAGGAGAUCAAGCAGGGCCAGUCCCUGCUGGCCCUGGAGAAGCAGUGGCACGUCAGCUGCUUCAAGUGCCAAACGUGCGGGGUCAUCCUCACCGGCGAGUACAUCAGCAAGGAUGGCAUCCCCUACUGCGAGUCCGACUACCACGCCCAGUUCGGCAUCAAGUGCGAGACCUGCGACCGCUACAUCAGCGGCCGUGUCCUGGAGGCAGGAGGGAAGCACUACCACCCCACCUGUGCCAGAUGUGUGCGCUGCCACCAGAUGUUCACAGAGGGAGAGGAGAUGUACCUGACAGGAACUGAGGUGUGGCACCCCAUCUGCAAGCAGGCAGCCAGAGCAGAGAAGAAGCUGAAGCACAGAAGGACGUCAGAAACCUCCAUCUCACCCCCUGGCUCCAGCAUUGGCUCCCCCAACCGUGUCAUCUGUGCUAAAGUGGAUAAUGAGAUCCUUAAUUACAAAGACCUGGCAGCUCUUCCCAAGAUUAAAGCCAUCUAUGAGGUGCAGCGUCCCGACCUCAUUUCCUACGAGCCCUAUCACAGAUACACGUCGGACGAGACGCUGGAGAGAUAUAGCUAUGGGGAGUCCCUGGGGACCCUCUCCCCAUACUCACAGGACAUCUACGAGAGCUUUGACCCGCGGCAGAGGCGAGCCUCCAGCCCCGGCUACAUCGACUCCCCCACCUACAGCCGCCAGGGCAUGUCCCCCACCAUGCCCAGGUCCCCCCACCACUUCUACCGCUCAGCCACCAAGAGCAAAACCAGCGAGGACAUCGCUCAGUCAUCCAAGUACAGCCCUGCCUACUCCCCUGACCCCUACUACCACUCUGAGUCCGAGUACUGGUCCUUCCAGGGCUCACCCAAAGCUCCCCGGGCCCGGAGGUUCUCCUCAGGUGGGGAGGAGGAUGGGUACGACCGGGGCAUGCACAAGAUCCAGAGUGGCAUCGGGAGGCUGAUCCUGAGGGAGGAGAUGAAGGCUCGCUCCAACUCCUACGCAGACCCCUGGACCCCCCCUCGCAGCUCGGCCAGCAGCAGGGAGGCCCUGCACACUGUGGGCUACGAGGGCUCCCUCAAUGGCUAGACACCUGUCCCAGGAGGAAUUCUACCAGAUCUUCGGCAUGACCAUGGCCGAGUUCGACCGCCUGGCGCUGUGGAAGAGGAACGAGCUGAAGAAGCAGGCCCGGCUGUUCUGAGCCAGGGCACUAUAAAUAUAUACAUACCUAUAAAUAUAUACAUAGAGAGAUCUCUAUAUGGCAGCUCUGUAUGAUUCUGGGGGCUGCACGGGCCACUGGGGCCCUCCCUGCACCCCUGAGAGUGAAUUGGAGUCUUGCAGA